Molecule: messenger RNA, 336 nt
Organism: Racocetra persica
Lineage: Eukaryota; Fungi; Glomeromycota; Glomeromycetes; Diversisporales; Gigasporaceae
Source: the annotation of a GenBank genome assembly
AUGGAAAAAUAUAGUGUUCCUUUCAUUGAUCACUUGACUCAUACUAACACAGAAGAAAGUAAGACUAUUUUUUCACCAAAAGGUUUUAUUAUCAAUUUCGAUGAUGUGUGUUACAUUCCUUCGAAUACUCCAAACACAAAUUUGGCACAUGAUAGUCAUGCUCCCGAGAUUUUUCAAUCUAAUCAUGAUGAAAGUGUUGAUAUCUGGUCUGUUGGAUAUCUGAUUAAAACGGCCUUUGUAGAUGUUCAAGAAUUAAGCGAUUAUGCAAGAACUAAAUUGAUGGCAGAAGAAGAUCUCGAUAGACCAACAGAUAAAGAGGCAUUAAAGUGGCUUCAG